This is a messenger RNA of Didymodactylos carnosus, 783 nucleotides long. The record is from the annotation of a GenBank genome assembly. NCBI's taxonomy places the organism in Eukaryota, Metazoa, Rotifera, Eurotatoria, Philodinida, Philodinidae.
AUGAAUUGGAACCCAUUUACAAGAAAUGCUAAUUCUCGAAAAUCUGUAGGAUUAAUUACGACUCGUGAUUUUGAUCGUGAAACACGUCGUUUAGAAUGUUUAGAGGAUAAUGCUAAAUCGUUAACACGUGAUAUUCUAAAACAAAAUAAAGCAUUCGAUGAAUUUUCAAAAGGUCAAUUAAAAUUAAUUAAUGAUUUAGCAUCUAGUGCAUUUAUAAAUCAUUAUGAACAACAUCAAGAUCAACAAACUCAAUCAAUAUUGUCAUCACAACAAUUGAUGACAAAUUGGAAACAGACAAGUCAAAAAAUUUAUGAACAAACAAAUUUAAUGAAUGAAAUGACAGCAAAAACUAUUAUUGAAUCAUCAAAACGUUUAACAAUAGCCUUGAAUAAUGUUAUUCAUUCAAUAAAAAAACGUGAACAAAGUUUAAAUGAUUAUUUAAAAAUACAAAAUAAAUUAGAUAAAUUAAAUGAAAAAAAAUUGACAACAAAUAAAUUAGAACAAAUACAAAAACAAUUAACAGAUGCUAAACAACAAUAUGAAUUAAGAAAUUCAUUAUUAACACAAGAAUUACCAAUUUUACAUGAAAGACGAGCAGCAUUUGUUUAUCCUUGUCUAGAAGCAUUUAUCGAAGCACAAGUACAUUACUGUGAACAAUUGGAAAAUGCUUAUAAUGGACUUGUCAAUAUAAUAGACGUUGAUUCAAAUAAUGAUUCAACAUUAGACGAAAUUAAUACAAAAUUAGCUGGUAUUAAAGCAUUAUCGAUUGUUGCUUCAGAAUAA